Molecule: messenger RNA, 1299 nt
Organism: Iphiclides podalirius (scarce swallowtail)
Lineage: Eukaryota; Metazoa; Arthropoda; Insecta; Lepidoptera; Papilionidae
Source: the annotation of a GenBank genome assembly
AUGUUCAUUCUACUUUGUAUGCUUUCGUUGGCGGUAGCAGAACCACCAGUCGGGGACAGCUACUUGGAAGCGGCUCAGCACAGCCACGAUCCGACCGUGAACCAACAAUAUCUGCCACCAGACUUCACCGCUCCAUCCGCACGAACAUCCACAUCUUUCAACGCCUUCUCGAACCAAUACCUUCCACCAAGUACCAGAGACGUUUCCCAGGAGUACGGACCACCCAACACACGUGGAGGACUAUCUCAAGAAUAUGGACUGCCUGCAGGUGGUGUAUCGACCUUUAGGAGCGGAAUAUCUCAGGAGUAUGGCGCACCCAUAACUCGUGACACACAAGAAUACUCAACCCACUCCAAUUUGGCUCGGAGCUUCUCAUCGGCCAACUUAAAGACAGGUGUGUCCCAAAGGUAUGGGACUCCGUCUUUGAGAAACUCCCCAUCCAACUUAUACGGUGCUCCAUCACUGAGAUCUUCACCGUCAUCGCAAUAUGGUGCUCCCGAAUACCGUACAUCCAACGAAUUUACCGCUCAGUCCUCCCCAAUCCAAAAGUACGGCGUUCCCAACUUCCGCGGUGGCCAAUCUCACUCAAAGUCUAUCGGCCAAGAAUACGGCACACCUAAGAACUCUCUUCUGUCACAAUCGCAUGCGCUUUCAAACGGUUUCUCUUUCGGAUCACGAACCUCGCAAUUGCAAAGAUCGCGAGAACCGUCUCAGAUUUACGGGACACCAGCUCGCUCCCUUUCGGCACAACAUGGUACAGCAUCAGCAAGGAAUAGUGUCACCGGCUUUGGCGAAUCCACCAACUCCUUGUCGACAUCUUACGGAGUACCCAAUGACAGAAGCCCGUACCAGGACGCCAGAUCUUACGAAACGGCUAACUUCGGGAGAUCAAAUUUAAACACGAACGCCUUUGCUUCGUCAUAUGCCUCUACAAGAUCUCCUUCACUGGAAUACGGUGCACCAACAUCUCGGUCCACUAAGCCCUCAAUGCAGUACGGAACUCCCCAAGAAGCUCUCACAGACCAGGGCUACGAGUACACAAGGAAUGCUCUGGAACAGCUUAACCAGGAGCCAGCUAACUAUGAGUUCGCUUACAAAGUGAAUGAUGGCGAGAGUGGAAGUGACUUCGGGCAUACAGAGAGCCGUGAGCUGAACAGGGCCGAAGGCACGUACUUCGUUCUGCUGCCAGAUGGAAGCAAGCAGAUUGUUGAGUACGAAGCGGAUGAGGACGGAUUCAAGCCGCGGAUCUCGGUCGAGCCUGCCGACUCGGCUAGCGCUUUAGCGGCCGAAGGACCCUAU